GAAGGCAAAUGUUCCCCCAGCUGUUUCCUGUCUACAGUGUCUGUGUUUUGUAGAUAAAUGUGAGGAUUUUCUCUAAAUCCCUCUUCUGUUUGCUAAAUCUCACUGUCACUGCUAAAUUCAGAGCAGAUAGAGCCUGCGCAAUGGAAUAAAGUCCUCAAAAUUGAAAUGUGACAUUGCUCUCAACAUCUCCCAUCUCUCUGGAUUUCUUUUUGCUUCAUUAUUCCUGUUAACCAAUUCAUUUUCAGACUUUGUACUUCAGAAGCAAUGGGAAAAAUCAGCAGUCUUCCAACCCAAUUAUUUAAGUGCUGCUUUUGUGAUUUCUUGAAGGUGAAGAUGCACACCAUGUCCUCCUCGCAUCUCUUCUACCUGGCUCUGUGCCUGCUCACCUUCACCAGCUCUGCCACAGCUGGACCGGAGACGCUCUGCGGGGCUGAGCUGGUGGAUGCUCUCCAGUUCGUGUGUGGAGAAAGAGGCUUUUAUUUCAACAAGCCCACUGGGUAUGGCUCCAGCAGUCGGAGGGUGCCUCAGACAGGCAUCGUGAAUGAGUGCUGCUUCCGGAGCUGUGAUCUGAGGAGACUGGAGAUGUACUGCGCACCCCUCAAGCCUGUCAAGUCAGCCCGCUCUGCCCGUGCCCAGCGCCACACUGACAUGCCCAAGACCCAGAAGGAAGUACAUCUGAAGAAUGCAAGUAGAGGGAGUGCAGGAAACAAGAACUACAGAAUGUAGGAAGACCCUCCUGAGAAGUGAAGAGCGACAUGCCGCCGCAGAAUGCUUUGCUCUGCACAAGUUACCUGUUAAACUUUGGAAUACCUACCAAAAAAUAAGUUUGAUAACAUUUAAAAGAUGGGCGUUUCCCCCAAUGAAAUACACAAGUAAACAUUCCAACAUUGUCUUUAGGAGUGAUUGAUAAAAGGUUUGCACCUUGAAAAAAUUGUCCUGGAGUUGGUAGAUUGCUGUUGAUCCUUUAUCAGUAAUGUUCUAUAGAAAAGAAAACCAUAUAUGUAUAUAUAUAUGUAUGUAUAUAUACAUAUAUAUAUACACACACACACAUAUAUAUCUUAGUCCCUGCCUCUAGAGAGCCACAAAUGCAUGGGUAUUGUGUAGAUCCAGUUGCACUAAAUUCCUCUCUGAAUCUUGGCUGCUGGAGCCAUUCAUUGAGCAACCUUGUCUAAGUGGUUUAUGAAUUGUUUCUCUACUUGUACUUCUUUCUACACAACAUGGGCUGUUUGUUUUACAGUGUCUGAUAAUCUUGUUUGUCUACACCCACCACCUCCCUUCAUAACCUUUAUAUUUGCCGAAUUUGGCCUCCUCAAAAGCAGCAGCGAGUAGUCAAGAAACACACCAAUUUCUAACCCACAAGAUUCCAUCUGUGGCAUUUGUGCCAAAUAUAAGUUGGAUGCAUUUAUUUUAGACACAAAGCUUUAUUUUUCCACAUUAUGCUUACAAAGAAGAAUAAUGCAAAUAGUUGCAACUUUGGGGCCAAUCAUUUUUAGGCAUAUGUUUUAAACGUAGAAAGUUUCUUCAACUCAAAACAGUUUCUUCAAAUGAGGAGUUAAUGUGCAACCUGAUUAGUAACUUUCCUUUUUUUAUUUUUUCCAUAUAGAGCACUAUGUAAAUUUAGCAUAUCAAUAAUACAAGGUAUAUCAAACAGUAUAUAAAACUCUGUUUUUUAGUAUAAUGGUGCUAUUUUGUAGUUUGUUUUAUGAAAGAAUCUGGCCAAAACGGUAAUAGGUGAAAGCAAAACAAAAGGGGAAGCCUGGAGCCAAAGAUGACACAAGGGGAAGGGUAUUGAAAGCUCCAUCCAUUUGGGAAAGAAGGGAAAGUCCCCCUAAUUAUGCCUUCCAAGAGGAACUUCAGACACUAAAGUCCACUGAUGCAAAUUGGACUGGCGAGUCCAGAGAGGAAAUUGUGGAAUGGAAAAAGCAGAAGGCUAGGAAUCUUAGCAGUCUUUUUCUCACUGAAGAAACAAACAUCUGCCAGCUGUGCCAUGGACUCACCAGUGUGACCUUGGGCAAGUCACUUCACCUCUCUGUGCCUCAGUUUCCUCAUCUGCAAAAUGGGGGCAAUAUGUCAUCUACCUACCUCAAAGGGGUGGUAUAAGGUUUAAAAAGAUAAAGCUUCAGGUUUGUUUUGCUUUUUUUUUACCCUGGGUUGCUGUAAGGGUGCAACAUCAGAGCGCUUGAGUUGCUGAGAUGCAAGGAAUUCUAUAAAUAACCCAUUCGUAGCGUAGCUGGAGAUCAAUUAAUUGAACACCCCUGACAUCUCAGUUCUUGUCAGUGAAGCUAUCCAAAUAACUGGCCAACUAACUAGUUGUUAAAAGCUAACAGCUCAAUCUCUUUUAAAGCACUUUUCAAAAUAUGUGGGAAGCAGCUGAUUUUCAAUUUGAUUUUGAAUUCUGUAUUUGGUUUUAUGAAUACAAAGAUAAGUGAAGAGAGGAAAAGGAAAAGAAAAAGGAGAAAAACAAAGAGAUUUCUACCAGUGAAAGGGGAAUCAAUUACUCUACUUAUUAGCACUCACUGACUCUUCUAUGCAGUUACUAUAAAUCUAGUAAAACCUCUUUUAAUACUAUAAAUAAUAUUCUAUUCAUUUUGAAAAACACAAUGAUUCCUUCUUUUCUAGGCAAUAUAAGGAAAAUGACCCAAAAUUUGAAAUACUAAAACAAUAAUAAAAAGUCACAAAGUCAUCUUCUUUAACAAAUUUUACUGUUAUUCUUAGCUGUAUAUACACUUUUAAAAAUUUUGUUAUAAUAUGUUUGACUGGAGUUGCCAGCUGAAAGGCAAAAACUUCUAUCACAACAAGAAAUUUCCCACUUAGAAGGGUAGGCCCUAGCUCUCUGUGAAUGUGUUUUAUCCAUUCAACUGAAAAUUGGUAUCAAGAAAGUCCAGUGGUUAGUACAGGUCCAUCACAGCCUAUAAAAUAACCCCCAUCUGCAGAUCAAGAUUUUCUCAUCAGAACAAUCAACUGUCCAGCAUUCAUAUCUUUUUACUCACCUUAGAACUUUUUGGUUAAAAGCACCCAGGCUUGAUUAUUUCAUGCAAAUUUUGUAUUUUACCUCCUUGGUAAGUGUAUAUGAAAAACAAAAAUAACAUCUUCAGUUUUUCUCCCACUGGGUCACCUCAGGAUCAGAGGCCAGAAAACAAAGAGAGAGAGAGAGAGAGAGAGAGAGAGAGAGAGAGAGAGAGAGAGAGAGAGAGAGAGACUCUCCCUAGAUCUCUGAAUAUGUGCAAAAAGAAGGCCCUAUUUAAUGGGGCCAGCACUCCUGUUUAGUUAACAAGUAUUUCAACUCUCAAUCCAACAUAUUUGAAUUAAGCACCUCAAGCAUGCUCAGCAAUGCUCCAAUCACUAUGUACAGAUGUAGAAGAAACUAUACAUCUGCCUGUUUUCCAGACAUAUGGGUUCUGUGGAAUAAGAUACUAGACUCCUCUUCCCAAGAUGGCACUUCUUUUAUUUUCUUGUUACCAUUAUGUACCUUUUAAAAUUAUUUACUCUCAACAAAACUUUAUAGGCAGUCUUCUGCAGACUUACGUGUUUUCUGUCAUAGUUAGAUGUGAUGAUUCUAAGAGUGUCUACCACUUAUUUUCUUCACUUAAUUCUAUCCACAGUCAAAAAUCCCCCAAGGGGGAAAGCUGAAAGAUGCAUUGCCACAUUAUCUUUCUUAACUUUUUCCAAAACAUAAUCCUCUCUAACUGGAUCAUAAAUCAACAAAUUUAAAGUAACUCAUUAUGUUAUUUUAUUUUUUAAUGAAUUAAAACUAGAAAACAAAUUGAUGCAAACUCUGAAAGUCAGUCAAUUACUAUAUACCACAGCAGAAUGACUUUAACUUCAUAGAAAAGAGCAACAAAAAUGUCACAACCCAAAACUUUACAAGCUUUGCUUCAGAAUUAGAUUGCUUUAUAAUUUUUAAAUGAGGCAAUUUUAAGAUAUUUGUAAAAGAACAGUAAACAUUGGUAAGGAUGAGCUUUCAACUUAUAAGCUUAUUUCCAAUUAACUGACCGUACUUAAUACUUAGGUCAAAUAUCUGUUCUCUCUUCCCCAGUGUUAACAUUAUUUGAACUUUUUAAAAUGAGGAGGCUCCCCUGUAAAAGUUAAUGCAGCUCUCCAUCAGAAUCCACUCUUCUAGGGAUAUGAAAAUUUCUCAACACCCACCCUACAUACACACACACACACACACACACACACACACACACACACCCCUCCUAAGGAUCCAAUGGAAUACUGAAAAAAAAAAAAAACACCUUCUUGAAAAUUUUAUUGAAAGCAAACAAACAAACAAAAAGCCUGUUCUCCCUUGAGAAUCCUUCUUCUCCUUGGAACGUCAGUGUUUGUGUAGAUUAGACCAUCUCCUGUUCUGCGGCUCCAGGGUUUCUGUUACUACUUUAUGGACUUGGGAGAAGGCUUAGAAUAAAAGAUGUAGCAUAUUUUGCUUUCCCAUUUAUUGUUUGGCCAGCUAUGCCAAUGUGGUGCUAUUGUUUCUUUAAGAAAGUACUUGACUAAAAAAAAAAGAAAAAAAGAAAAAAAAGGAAGCAUAGACAUAUUUUUUUAAAGUAUAAAAACAAUUCUAGAGAUAGAUGGCUUAAUAAAAUAGCAUUAGGUCUAUCUAGCCACCACCACCUUUCAAGUUUUUAUCACUCAGAAGUAGUGUACUGUUCACCAAAUUGUGAAUUUGGGGGUACAGGGGCAGGAGAAGGAAAUUUUUAUAAGUUAGAGGACUCCAUCGUUUUGUUGGCAAAAUUAGCAAUAUAUUAUCCAAUCUUCUGAACAUCUUGAUCAAGAGCAUGGAGAAUAAAUGAGGGGAAAAAGAUCUUAUAGGAAAAUAGAAAAAUUUUAAAGAUAACUAAGUUCCUUCUCGAUUUUUGUGCUUUCUGCUCUAAAACACAUAUUCAGCAAGUGAAGAAAAUAUACACAAAAAGAAAAAAUACAUAGAUUUACCUGCAAAAAAAAAUAGCUUCUACCAAAUCCCCCUUGGGUACUCUUUGGUAUUUACUGGUUUGUAGAAGAUAUUCUCCCUCACCCAGACAUCUCAAAGAGCAGUAGCUCUCAUGAAAAGCAAUCACUGAUCUCAUUUGGGAAAUGUUGGAAAGUAUUUCCUCAUGAGAUGGGGGUUACCUACUGAUAAAGAAAGAGAGAAUUAAUGAGAAAUUAUUGAAAGAGAUGGCUAACAAUCUGUGAAGAUUUUUUGUUUCUUGUUUUUGUUUUGUUUUUGAUUUUUUAUACAGUCUUUAUGAAUUUCUUAAUGUUCAAAAAUGACUUGGUUCUUUUCUUAGUUUUUUAUAUUGGAAUGAGGAAUAAUAAGUUAAACCCACAUAGACUCUUAAAAACUAUAGGCUAGAUAGAAAUGUAUGUUUGACUUGUUGAAGCUAUAAUCAGACUAUUUAAAAUGUUUUGCUAUUUUUAAUCUUAAAAGACCUUGCUAAUUUAUUCAAGCAAAACCUAUUUGGUUCUCCUCUCAAGAAAGAAUAUUUCCAUUCAAACCACAUGGGCUUUCCACUAAUAUUUUCAAAAGAUAAAUCUGAUUUAUGCAAUGGCAUCAUUUCUUUUAAAAUAGAAGAAUUGUGAAACUUUAUGCCCCUCCCUUGCAAAGAUCAUAAAGUCCAGAUCUGGUCGGGGCAACAACAAAAGGAAAAUGUUGUUGAUUCUUGGUUUGGUUUUUGUUUUAUUUUCAAUGCUAGUGUUUAAUCCUAUAGUAUGUAUUUGCUUAUUGCUAUUUCAAUAUUUUAUAAGACCUUCCUGUUAGGUAUUAGAAAGUGAUACAUAGAUAUCUUUUUUGUGUAGUUUCUACUUAAAAAAGAAAGAAGACUGUCAGAAUCUUUAAGUGCAUAUGGUACAGGAUAAAGUAUCAAUUUAAAUAAUCAAUUCCUAUCUGGAACAAUGCUUUUGUUUUUUAAAGAAACCUCUCACAGUUAAGACAGAAGCCCAGGAGAUUUUUGAAGCUAUCUUUAUUAUGCCCCAGUCCCAACCCAGUUAUUAUUAUUUUAGUAUCUGCCUCAGAAUUUAAUAGAGGGAUGAACAAGCUGAAACCCUAGAAUUAAAGGAACCUCAUUGAAAACGUAUAUUUCACAUUUUUUUUUUUUUUUUUUUUUUGAGAUGGAGUCUCUCACUGUGAUCUGGGCUGGAACGCAGUGACAUGAUCUCAGCUCACUGCAACCUCCACCUCCCAUGUUCAAGCGAUUCUCCAGCCUCAGCCUCCCAAGUAGCUGGGAUUACUGGUGCCCACCACCACACCCAGCUACUUUUUGUAUUUUUAGUAGAGACGGGGUUUCACCAUGUUGGUCAGGCUGGUCUUGAACUCCUGACCUCAUGAUCCGCCCACCUUGGCCUCCCAAAGUGCUGGGAUUACAGGCGUGAGCCACCGUGUCCCCCUCUUAAUGUAUGAUUACAUUGAUCUUAAACAUGGUCCUUCUCUCCUCCUUCUUCAACUAUCUUUGCUAUGGCCUUUGAAGGGGAAAAAAACUCCAAACCUUUUUAAAAUUAAAAGAAAAGAGAGAGGACACAAAACUCCAAAUGUUACUGCCCAACUGAAAUAUGAGUUAAGAUGAAGAUAGAGUUUCUCCUAAUAACCUGAGCUGAAUUACCCAUCACUUUCAAGAAAAUGAUCUUCCACAAUUCUUAGAAACUGCCUUUCUUUAAUAUUAUUGAGGCCUAAAAGUAAACAUUACUCAUUUUAUUUUGCCCAAAAUGUGCUGAUGUAAAGUAGGAAAAAUGAAAACAGAGCUGUAAAAUCCCCUCCAAGCCACCCACUGACCCCACUCACCAAAUCAUAGAAAAGUCACUUCUGUUAAUCCCUUAAUCUGAUUUUGUUUGGAUAUUUAUCUUGUACCCGCUGCUAAACAUGCUGCAGGAGGGACUCUGAAACCUCAAGCUUUCUACUUACAUCUUUUAUCUGUGUCUGUGUAUCACGAAAAUGUCUAUUCAAAAUAUCACAACCUUUCAAAUAUCAUACAGCUUAUAUUCAGUUUACAUAAAGGCCUCAAAUACCAUGUCAGAUCUCUUUUUGGUAAAAGAGUUAAUGAACUAUGAGAAUUGGGAUUAUAUCAUGUAUUUUGCCUCAUGUAUUUUUAUCACACUUAUAGGCUAAGUGUGAUAAAUAAACUUACAGACACUGAAUUAAUUUCCCGCUACUUUAAAACCAGAAUAUAAUCGCUGGCCAUUCAUUACAUCUGUCUUUGUUGAAAGCAUAUUUUUCAUUAAAUUAACUCUGAUUGCAUUUGAAAUUAUUAUUCAAUUCACUUAUGGCAGAGGAAUAACAAUCCUAAUGUCUUCUAAAAAUAUAACUAAUUGAAUCAUUAUCUUACAUUUACUGUUUAAUAAGCAUAUUUUGAAAUGUACGGCUAGAGUGUCAUAAUAAAAUGUAUACCUUUCUUUAGUAAUUACAUUAAAAUUAGUCGUGUUUGAUUAA
Molecule: messenger RNA, 7396 nt
Organism: Callithrix jacchus (white-tufted-ear marmoset)
Lineage: Eukaryota; Metazoa; Chordata; Mammalia; Primates; Cebidae
Gene: IGF1
Product: insulin like growth factor 1
Biological process (GO): cell population proliferation; positive regulation of phosphatidylinositol 3-kinase/protein kinase B signal transduction; negative regulation of apoptotic process
Cellular component (GO): extracellular region
Molecular function (GO): hormone activity; growth factor activity; insulin-like growth factor receptor binding
Source: RefSeq, a predicted model, not a curated record